AUGAUUUUGACCGCUUCAGAACUCUAUAUUAUGUUCGAUAUUGGCGAGACAGAACUUCCCAGUGACAUUUAUCGCAAAUCCCAGGAGAAAUAUGAGUAUGAAGUACAAAAGCUUCAUGAUAAUAUUAACAAAAAGAAUGAAAAUACUAAUGUUCCCGUAGAGACGGUAGAGAUCAUUAAUAGGUUGAGAGUUACAUUAGGAACACCGCAGUUUAAGGAAAUAGUUGAGCGUAAAAAUAAUGAUGUUCUUAGUGUGAAUAAACUUUCAAUGAUAUUGUAUUUGUGGUGA
Entrophospora candida is the source of this 288-nucleotide messenger RNA. Lineage: Eukaryota; Fungi; Glomeromycota; Glomeromycetes; Entrophosporales; Entrophosporaceae. The record is from the annotation of a GenBank genome assembly.